AUGAGUAAACCAGAUGGUGGUAAAUAUGAUAGAGUUGGUGGCAGAAAGCGUGGUAGAAAUGAAUUGAGAACAAUUAGAAGAUCGACCAAGAGAGGGCAAAAUGAUGAACAUUUUGAAAACAAUGAAGAUCGUAAAGAUGAAGAAGAUAAAAUUGAGAAUGCCGAUGUAAGUGAUGAAGAUGAAGAUGAAAUAGUUGCUCCAGAGGAGAUGGAUGAGGAACAAAAGAAAGGUAAAGUUUAUGAUGCUCUUUUGACUAUUUUAAAAUCAGAACAUCCGGAAUUAAAGAAAAAGUCUUCAAAGAAACAAAAAUUAGCUAAUGAUAAAUUGAGUACAGAUUUAACUACAGAAGAUAAAAUUAGUGAUGAAGAGAGUGAGGCUGAUUUGAUCGAUACUGGACUUGAUAGAAAUGCAGAUGAUGAGGAUAAGGAUGAUGAAGAUAAUAAUAUUGAUGGUGAUGAUAUUGAUAGUGAAGACGAAAAAGAUGAAUUUGAAAUGCAUUUUAAUCAGUACCCUAAUGAUUUAAUUGAAAAAUUAGCUGCUGCAUACGAGAAUGGAACAACUACUUCUAAAUCUGUAAGACUACCCUUACGUGAUAACGAAAAUAUCAUUUUAUCUAAAACUAUUCCAGAAACAAUGGUUGAUGAAGAAAAAUUUGAUAAACCAAAUAAUAAAAUGUCAUUACAUCCUUAUUUCAUAAAGAAAAGAUUACAAAUUCAAAAUGAUUUAUUGGAUAACACAAAAAAUAAUUUAACAGAAAUUCAAAAACAAUUGGUUGAUCCAAUGUUUCAAUAUAAAGAUAUGCUAUAUGAAUAUGAUUCAUAUGGGAAAGAUGAAGAUGAAUACAGGGAUCUGUAUUGUUUGCAUGUUUUAAAUCAUAUUUAUAAAACAAGAGAUAGAAUUUUGAAGGAUAAUCAAAAAAUUCAAAAUGAUAACGAUGCCGAGUAUUUAGAUCAAGGUUUUACUAGACCAAAAGUAUUAAUUGUUGUACCAACAAGAGAUACAUGUUAUCAAAUUGUUGAUAAGAUCAUUCACAAAUCAGGUAUUGAACAAGUCGAUAAAAAGGGUAAAUUUCGUGAUCAAUUUUUUGAAGAUAGUCUUCCACCUUCAUCUAAACCUAAGACUUUCCAACAAAUUUUCAAAGGUAAUACAAAUGAUUUUUUUGUCCUUGGUAUGAAAUUUACAAGAAAGGCAAUCAAAUUAUAUAGUAAUUUCUAUCAAUCAGAUAUUGUCAUUUGUUCUCCAUUAGGUUUGCAAAUGAUUGUUGAGAAUACCGAUAAAAAAAAGAGACAAGAUGAUUUCUUAUCUUCUAUUGAAGUUGCCAUUGUGGAUCAAUUUAAUGUCAUUGAAUAUCAAAAUGUUUCACAUUUGUAUACAAUUUUUGAACAUAUGAAUACUAUUCCAAAGGAGCAACACGAUUCCGAUUUCGGUAGAAUUAGAAUGUGGUAUAUUAAUGAUCAAGCGAAGAUGUUUAGACAAACAAUGUUAUUCACCAAAUAUGUAUCACCAAACUCCAAUUCUAUCAUUAAUCACGUUUGUAAAAAUUGGAGUGGUAGAUGGAAAAAUCAUAAAAGGAUUGAACCAAAUGAAUCUAGUGUAGCACAAUUAGGUAUUAGAGUCAAACAAAUAUUUCAAAGAUUUAGUGUACUUGGUGGGCAUAUUACAGAAGAGCCGGAUUAUAGAUUUAGACAUUUCUGUAGUGUUAUUGUCCCAAGUAUCACUAAAUCAACCGGUUAUGAGGAUGGUAUCUUAAUAUAUAUCCCAGAUUACACGGAUUAUCUGAGGGUCAGUAAUUAUUUGAAGGAGAAGACAUCCAUUCUAUUUGGGGAAAUUAAUGAAUACUCUUCACAAAAGAAAUUAAAUGCCAAUAGAUCCUUGUUCCAACAAGGUCGUGUCAAAGUACUAUUAUAUACUGAGAGAUUGCAUCAUUUCAGAAGGUACGAGAUUAAAGGUGUCAAGAGUGUAUUCUUUUAUCAACCACCGACCAACCCAGAAUUUUAUACUGAGGUAGUCAGAUUUAUCGGUAAAAGUGCUUUCUUAGGAACAACCGAUUUGAAUAUUUCUACAGUAAGAUGUCUCUACUCUAAAAUGGAUGGUCUUGCCCUUGAAAGAGUGGUUGGGACUAAGAGAGCAGCGGUGCUAACUAGAGGGCAAAACGAAACAUACGAGUUUAAGUAA
This is a messenger RNA of Maudiozyma saulgeensis, 2175 nucleotides long. NCBI's taxonomy places the organism in Eukaryota, Fungi, Ascomycota, Saccharomycetes, Saccharomycetales, Saccharomycetaceae. The record is from the annotation of a GenBank genome assembly.